Molecule: messenger RNA, 234 nt
Organism: Diversispora eburnea
Lineage: Eukaryota; Fungi; Glomeromycota; Glomeromycetes; Diversisporales; Diversisporaceae
Source: the annotation of a GenBank genome assembly
AUGCAAGCAACUUUUCAAGGUGAUAAAAUCGAACCUAGGGACACAAAAUUGCCAAAACCUACUCCGGAAGAAGUUGAGAAACGUGAAGCUGAAAGAUUAAGAGAUAUGAAUGAGCAGGGUAAACCAAAACAAGGAGGUUCGGCUGGCAGAGUUCAAACUGGUGCGGAAACUGUUGAAGAUGAAAUGCUUGGUACAUCUGUAAGAAAAGUAGCAAACCCACAGAGAAGCCAAUAA